Molecule: messenger RNA, 2532 nt
Organism: Labeo rohita (rohu)
Lineage: Eukaryota; Metazoa; Chordata; Actinopteri; Cypriniformes; Cyprinidae
Product: proline-rich protein 36-like
Exons: 4
Coding region: 1-2532 (843 amino acids)
Source: RefSeq, a predicted model, not a curated record
AUGACAGUACGGGCAGCUAAAGUGGCGCUCCUUGUCGCGGCGGCUACCCCUGAGUCAAGUCAAGACACAGAGUCAAGUCAAGCCAAAGCUGUCGUUCUCCAUGAGUCAAGCCAAGUCACAGCUGUUCCCCACGAGUCAAGUCACGUUAUAACUGUUGUUCCUGAGUCAAGUCACGUUACAGCUGUUGUUCCUGAGUCAAGCCAUGUUGUUCCUGAGUCAAGUCAGGCUACAGCUCAAGCUUCCAAGUCCAGUCAAGCUUCCAAGUCCAGUCAAGCUUCCGCCAUCAUCCCUGAGCCCGAGUCUGCACUGCUCAAGAGGGCCGCCACGCCAGUGCUUGACGCAAAGAUUACCACUAACGCCACGUCAGCCCAGCCAGCGCCUGCUAACGCCACGUCAGCCCAGCCAGCGCCUGCUAACGCCACGUCAGCCCAGCCAGCGCCUGCUAACGCCCCGUCAGCCCAGCCAGCGCCUGCUAACGUCACGUCAGCCAGGCCACAACCGGUCAAGGUCAUGUCUGCCUCUUCUGAACCUGCACCAGCUGCUGUUUCUACUAAGUCAAGUCAAGUCACAGCCAAGUCAAGUCAUGUUCCAGCUGUUCCUACCAAGUCAAGUCACGUCACAGCCGUUCAAACCAAGCCAAGCAAGGUCACAGCCGUGGCUCCCGGGUCAAGCAAGGUCACAGUCGUGGUUCCUGAGUCAAGUAAAGUCAAUGAUCUUCACAAGCCAGUUCAAGCCACCGCUGGUCUUCACGUAUCAAAUCAAGUCACCGCUGAUCUCCAAGAGUCAAAGUCCAGUCACGUCCCGCCUGACGGCCCAGAGUCCAGUCACGUCCCGCCUGACGGCCCAGAGUCCAGUCGCGUCCCGCCUGACGGCCCAGAGUCCAGUCGCGUCCCGCCUGACGGCCCAGAGUCCAGUCGCGCCCCGCCUGACGGCCCAGAGUCCAGUCGCGUCUCGUUUGACCGCCCAGAGCCUUGUCACAUCAUGUCUGCCAGUGUGAUGGCAACCGCAAUCCUCAGCAUCUGGGCCGCAAGCUACGCUCCAGAGAACUUGACGACGACUCCAGAAGUCCUACCCGUCGUCAAGUCUGUGCCAGAGGUCUCGUCUGACCUCCCUGAGCCUUGUCACGUCAUGUCUCCUAGCGUGUUGGCAAUCGCCAUUCUCAGUGUGUGGGCUGCACACUCAGCUCCAGAGGUCUCAUCUGUUCGCCAGCCAACUCCAGAGCUCCCGUCUGAUCUCAAGUUUGCUUCGGAGGCCCUGUCUGACCACGAGACAGACCCAGAGGCCUCACCAGUUGGAGAAGCCGCGCCAAUGCCUCCUGAGGUGUCAGCUUCGGCUGUAGAUCCUCCUAGGGAGGCGGCGUUCUACCUCAAACUCUCUGCUUCUCCCCUUAUUCUGUCUGCCUCCUCUGUCUCUACUGUUCCUAGGUCCCAGGCCAUAACGCGGUUUCCUGCUCCAGAGGUCCCGUCUGGUCCCAAGUCUGCUCCAGAGGUCCCGUCUGGUCCCAAGUCUGCUCCAGAGGUCCCGUCUGACCUCAAGUCCGCCCCUGAGGCCUUCCCCGUAGGAGAAGCUGCGCCAAUGCCUCCAGAGGUGCCAGCGUCAGCUGUGGAACCUCUUAUGGAGGGGGCGUUCACCUCAAUACUCUCUGCUUCUCCCCUUCUUCUGUCUGCCUCCUCUGUCCCUGUUCUCCCCAGGUCCCAGUCCAUGACAGAGCCACCUGUUCCGCCCCGGAGAGCUGCGGCACCUCCUGUUCCGCCCCGGAGAGCUGCGGUACCUCCUGCUCCGCCCCGGGGGACUGCUGCGCCUUCUUCCCCUGUUCUGUCUGCCUCCUCUGUCCCUGCUUUCCCCAGGUCCCGGAUUGUGACGCGGGUUCCGGCUCUGCCUUGGAGGGCUCCUGCGCCUCCUGCUCCUCCUCCAGUUCCGCCCUGGAGGAGUCCUGCUCCGCCUCCAGUUCCGCCCUGGAGGAGUCCUGCUCCGCCUCCAGUUCCGCCCUGGAGGAGUCCUGCUCCGCCCCGGACGUCUACUCUGCCUCCUGCUCCGCCCCGGAGCACUGCUCCACCUCCAGCUCCGCCCUGGAGGACGCCAGUGCCCCAUGCUCCGCCUCCGGCUCCUGCCUGGAGGGCUCCCAAGCCUCCCGCUCCACCCCCGGCUCCACCCUGGAGGGCCUUUGCCCAGCCAGUGCUGCCUCAGUCUCCUGGCCCCCCCACCGCUCCCUGGACUGAGAGAAGCCCAAACACGACGGGCCUGUUUAUUCGCAGAGAAUACGCCUUUGUCUGGGCCUCCCAGCCGAAGCACGAGCAGCUGCGUUUGGCUCCACAUUGUUUGGCUGAGCAGAAGGGGCCGCGGCCAGCUAAAACCGAUGGGCCAUAUUUCAGGCCCAAAGUAGCUGGCGGUGUGAGCGGACAGGCUUUGAUCAGUGCAGACGGCAGUGGGCUGAUGGUGAUGGGGUCAGCGCUGAGGGAUUACAGCCCUCUACUGCACUACUUUACUCUCUACAUUCUGUCUGCUGAAACGCAUGACCCUCAGCAGCAAUAA